UGAACCCUAACAGCGUAGAGGAAGAAUUAAGGGCCAGGUUGGUGGUGUAUACUUCACAGUUAAGCGAUUGAAAGUGCUCUUUUUCCAGAAAUGAGAUUCACACUGAGCUGGCUUCACCGAGACCAUGGUCGAUAACCGCUACGCUACAGCUCUGGUCAUCGGCUCCGUGCUUAGCUUGCUGGCGGCUGUCUACCUCUCCGUUGCCGUGGGGACCCAGAACUGGUACCAGUACAGUAGCCCAGCAGGCGUACAUGAAAGCACGAACGCCACCGCGCUGAGAGAUGACUUAAUCAAUGGAGAGUUUAAUGAGAAGACCUCCAGCGAGACCUUGUACCUCCUCAACGGCACCCUGGGACUGUGGUGGAGAUGCAUCCUGGUGCCCAGCCCGUCCCACUGGUUCAAGGAGCCAGAUCCCAAGUUAGAGUCGCAGUGUGUGAGCUUCACUCUUCCCCAACAGUUUUUGCCAAAGUACAAAAACCCUGGAAACCACAAUAGUGAAGAGUAUCUGCUUAGGACAUAUUUGUGGAGGUGCCAGUUUCUCCUGCCUCUGGUGUCUCUGGCCUUGGUAUUCCUCAGCAGCCUUGUUGGUGUCUGCGCUUGCCUGUGCCGCAGUUUCAAGCCCACUGUGGUUGUAGGAGUGAUGCAUCUUCUUGCAGCUCUGUGCUCUCUUGGUUGCGUCUGCUGCUUCCGUGCUGGCGUGGAUCUUCUCCAUAAGUAUGCCGUUCCUCCCAAGGAGGUGGAGUCCUCGAUGGGCUGGUCCCUCUACCUCGCCCUCAUCUCCUUCCCUCUGCAAAUGAUGGCGGCCGCUUUAUUCCUCUGGGCGGCUUGCAGUCAUCGCAAGAACUACACCCGUAUGGUCGCUUACAGGGUGGCCUAAAAGGGCAGUAGUCCUUUUUAAAAUACAAUUCUAUGGAGUCUCAGGGCAUCUGAAGGCAGGAGAAGUCCAUUUGUAGCCAAUCAUAAAUGCUGUUAAUGGCUGUUAUCCAACAUCCAUUUGUGGUGUUUCUUCUGUCCCUUUAUUGCUUCUUUGCAGCCUUUCCUCUUAUAGUGCAUGCUAUUAAUGCUGAAUUAUUUAUUAGUGGUGUUGCUGUGGAGAUUGCCUUCUUUUUGGUUGCCAUCACUUCUCUUCACUUUGCUCUUAACUUUACUGAAACUUCUGACCCGCACCUUUUUUUCAAAGUGUCAUCAUUAUCCGUAAUGUGGUGUCUUGCAUGCAUUUCUUUCAUAACUCCAACCUGUGGUGAAUUGUCAUCACUUCAAAUGUAACCACUCGUACCUGUAUUUAAAUACUUCAUGUAUCUAAUGUCGGUGAUUACAACUGAUUAGCGUCUGUAUGCUACUGCCAUUUGUCCUUGUCACAAUUCUCUUUUUGUAAAACCACUAGUAAUGUAUAGCAGUCCUGGCUGGUGUUAUUUCUGUACAAGCCUUUUAAAAGACGCUGAUAUUUUGUAUAGCAAAAAAAGUUCAGCCCAUUUGUGUGAAAAUGUGCUGUAAAUUUUACAAUAAUUUGUUGAGACAUCUAAAUAUGUCCAUGUUUUGUUACACAUACACUCUGUUUUUAGUUUAUUCUCAAGCACUCAUUUCUCUGCAGAAAUAAAUUGGACUUUUGUUGAA
This is a messenger RNA of Dunckerocampus dactyliophorus (ringed pipefish), 1614 nucleotides long. RefSeq names its product claudin domain-containing protein 1-like. The transcript is spliced from 5 exons. NCBI's taxonomy places the organism in Eukaryota, Metazoa, Chordata, Actinopteri, Syngnathiformes, Syngnathidae. The record is from RefSeq and is a predicted model, not a curated record. The coding region runs from base 125 to 877 and encodes 250 amino acids. Gene Ontology annotation, cellular component: membrane.